ACCUCGUAGCAAAGCCUAAUUACUCUACCGUCUAACACAAAGCGACGUCGUCUUCCCCUCUGGAAAAAAUGACGUCGUAUUUUGAGGAUCAAGAAGACGACGGAGGAGGAGGAGGAGGUUCUGAUCGCAGCACCAGCACCGCCGACCCGGAGGAGAAUCAUAACAGUGAGAGCAACAUGACCGGAGCUUUUCCGAGGCAGCUGGCUAUUUUUGACGAGAGGGCAGCGUUGAAGCUCAAGAUGGAGCCUCUUGACUCGGACCCACCUUCGGACUCGGACCGCCGGGCCCAACCGCCGCAGGCUCAGUCCCUCGGAAUGGUCUCUCUGGCGGCGAUGCAGAUGCAAAUGCCCGCGCCGGCGGCCAGGCGCGCCUCCACCAAGGACCGUCACACCAAAGUCGAGGGCCGCGGCCGGAGGAUCCGAAUACCCGCCACGUGUGCGGCCCGGAUCUUCCAGCUGACCCGGGAGCUAGGGCACAAGUCCGACGGCGAAACCGUGCGGUGGCUCCUCGAACACGCCGAGCAGGCCAUCAUCGAAGCCACCGGCACCGGAACCGUCCCGGCCAUCGCUGUCUCCGUCGGCGGGACCCUCAAGAUCCCAACCACGCCCAUCAGCCACCCCAACCCGGCCGACAGCUCCUCAUCACCGUCCUCCGCCGCGGCGGCCAAGAAGCGGAAGCGCCCCUCGAACAGCGACUUCGUUGACCUAAGCGACGCCGUAUCACAGUCCUCGGGGCUCGCGCCGGUGUGGCCGUCCACGCCUCAGCCGGUCACUCAAGGCCUCGUCCCCGUCUGGGCCGUGGGGAACGCCGCCGGCAUGAUGGUCCCGGCCAACGCGUUCUGGAUGAUUCCACCAAACGGCUCAGGUCAGGUCGUCUCGGCCGCUGGCCCGUCGAGCCAGUCACCGCAAAUAUGGGCCCUCUCCCCGACUGUGACGCAUGUAUUCAACAUGGCCGCGGCCCGGCCCAUAUCGACGUUCGUGGCCAACGCCGGAGGAGUGGAGAUUCGCGGUCCGUCGCCGGCCCUUUCAAACUCGGCGGUGAGCACUUGCACGGUGGGGUCGAAGGCGGCGAAGAAGUCUUCGUCGACAAUGGCGCCUAGCGUGAGCUCCAGUGGUAGUGGUAGUGGUAACAGUAACAAUAAUAAUAACAAUGGUAAGAAAGCUCAGAUGCUUAGGGACUUUACUUUAGAGAUUUACGACAAGCAGGAGUUGCAGUUCAUGGGUCGACCCGACGGCCCAGAAAGCCAGUGAUCAUGGUCCUUUAACUGGCCAUUGGUGAUUGUUAUCCUUAUUGAAAUCAAAAAUAAAAAUUUCAGAAGCAUGAUAGUUGUUUUUGUUUGCUUUGUUCUUCUUCGAUUUUGAUCCUUAAAAAACUUGAUCAAUAUUUUCUGUUUAUAAAUUAGUACAAGCAUCAGAACUGGGU
Messenger RNA from Argentina anserina (silverweed cinquefoil), 1422 nucleotides. Its product is annotated as transcription factor TCP9-like. The record is from RefSeq and is a predicted model, not a curated record. The transcript has a single exon. The coding region runs from base 69 to 1250 and encodes 393 amino acids. Gene Ontology annotation, molecular function: sequence-specific DNA binding; DNA-binding transcription factor activity. Gene Ontology annotation, cellular component: nucleus. NCBI's taxonomy places the organism in Eukaryota, Viridiplantae, Streptophyta, Magnoliopsida, Rosales, Rosaceae.